AGAAGUCAAUUUUGUCUCCAGUACCUCUAAAGUGUAGUGCAAUAAGUAUUACAUAUGCAGUUAUCCACAUAUUUACAAUUAAGUAGUUGUUGUAAUAACACACAAUUUUCAGAGCACCUACCAGAACGCCCAGAUAUUUCCGAUACAAACACUUACACAUUUUUAAAAUUCGACGUCCAGUUUUAUAUACAUAAUUAUUCGCAAUUUUCAAUCAUGGAGCAAGCUCUGUCAAACCAUUUGAUUCUUGAGAAAAUUAUGGAACAAUUCGUACGAAGUGGGAAUACUGGCUUAAAAAAUUUACGCCUCGUCUCACCCGACUGGAAUGAUGCAGUCGUCUCCCUCCGCGAUGAAAACUUGGUGCUAAAUGUCAAUCCCGACAUCAAACCGUGUGGCGCAGGGCCCUUCAUCGAUCCCUCGUUAUAUCUCAAAAUGCACCCCAAGUUGAUAAGGUCGAUUCACUACAACCUCCAUUCAUGCCUUUAUCCCGGAAAUCUCGAAGUUUUUGGACGUUUUGUGUCCCAACUUGGCGACAGAAUUGAGCACCUUUCCCUCCUCAUUUCGACCGACCUGGGUCAUAUUUUGCACACUUUUUUCCUUACGGGUAACCUGCCGAACUUGAAAGAAUUGGUGGUCACGAUUGACGACAAGAAGACGCAUUGGAACAACUGGAAGGCGAUGGAACAACUUGGUGUUUCUUCUCCAAUUGUAACAGCUAUCGUUCCAGCAAAAAGAAGGCUGACCAAGAUCGUGUACAAUGUCCAAUUCAAAUCGGCCCAUACAACCACCUCGACCCCGGAACAACACAUAUUUCUGCAGCAGAUGCUAAACGCAGCGCCCAAUUUGGAACAAUUAGAAAUCAGGGACGAUUAUUUCUCCGCUCCUUUGCGGCGUUUUGAUUACCUGAAACGUUUCAAGUUUGUUUUGACAUAUAGUACAAAAGGAGACAUAGAUGUGACCUGUUUCCAGAAUUUAACCCAGUUUCUGGAAAAAGUGAAAGUUUCCUUGGAACAGUUAGAGCUGAACACGAGCAUCACCGGUGUAUUUUAACUAUGACCUAUUUAUGGAUAUGUUUCACCUCCCGAGAGGCGGGCUGCCAAAGUUGACAAGUUUCGUGAACGGUGCAAUGAGAAUUUUCAAAAUUACGUUCGCAGAAGUGGAAAGGAUGAAAAAAUUGAAAAAGCUGGAUUUAUGCGAAAUUCCUGGCGUCCCUCUUCCGCGAGUUAGUCUCGUCACUGGGGCCAUCGUGACACGUGGGAAUUAUUGCUGGAGGGAUGUAACCGAUUUGAGACUGUGUGGGCUAGAAUGCCCGAAUUUGUUGGUUAUACUAGCGUCCAGGUUUCCAUCCUUGAAAAAACUUAGCGUGACGGUGUGCGAUUAUUUGGCACCAGGAAAGACAAGUUUUCUGCAAAUGGUUUUCCACAAGUUGGCGACCCUUCCGGGUCUGACGCACCUUGAAGUCGUGGCCCGAUUUCCGACCCGUUUCCCGAAAUUUUUAGACUUUCUUGACUAUCUGGCAGAAUUUUGGACAGACACCACACAAGAAAUACGAGUCUCGGGCAGCGCAUGGAACGAAGAGCGGAAAGCAUGCGAAGAAAAUCGGUUUUACAGCAUAAUCAGUGAAAGCAAUGUGGACCGAUUUCUCAGCCUCGUUCCUUCCCUGAGGAGACGGAAAUUGACCCAAUUUCCCGGACUGUUCAUCGGUGGUCAGGAAAUUCUAGAGUUUCGCAAGGAUAUUGAAUUUAAUUGGAGAGGGAACGCCCAUAAAUAAUUACGUAACGUGGAAGAGACAGCGUGGAUGUAAGGCUCCAAGGAUAUUGUGCCUAUGUUAAAUGAAAAAGGUUCCAUUGUUAGUUGAAUUUGUAAGCGAGAAAUAGUUUUCAAAAUUUGAAUCAAUUUGUAAUUUUGAAGAAUAAGAUCGAGAAAUGUAUUUUUUAAUUAAUUAAUUGGCAUCAGUACUAAAAUCCAGAGUUUUCUGAGAGGGUUCCAUCGCGUACACAAAUUUUGCCUAA
Messenger RNA from Folsomia candida, 2009 nucleotides. RefSeq lists its product as uncharacterized. NCBI's taxonomy places the organism in Eukaryota, Metazoa, Arthropoda, Collembola, Entomobryomorpha, Isotomidae. The record is from RefSeq and is a predicted model, not a curated record. The transcript is spliced from 5 exons. Bases 55 to 1047 code for a protein of 330 amino acids.